UGCCUCCCUCCUCCCUAAUCCUCAUUGGAACCAGCUGCACCUCAUCACCUCAUCACCAGCAGACCUUCUUAAGGAGAUCCAUCCCAGCAUACUACGCCAGUCCGUUACACUCUCUCCGGUGCCUACGCCUGGUCUCUAGUUAAGUCUAGGUUUGCCAAGUUAAGUCACGUACUUACCUUACCUUGCCUUGUUCUACGCCUUCAGGUCCGCUCCUCCACGGGUGCCGCUGGUUCUUCCUCGUCACAGGCUGUCUACGCCGCUCUCGGCUCCACCAUGGACUUUGUCACUGGUCUGCCCCCCUCACAAGGUCUGGAGAGCAUUUUGUUCUGCUCUAAGGGCCACGGUCAGUUUAUCUUCUGGACAUCACCCCCAGUCUAACGGACAGGCGGAGCGCGCCAACCAGGAACUCGAGGCUGCGCUGUCUGGCCGCUCAAAAUCCGGCCAACUGGUCCUCGUUCCUGGUCUGGAUAGAGUAUGCCCACAACAAUCAUCCCUCAUCAGCCACUGGUAUGUCCCCUUUUGAGGUUUCCUUGGGCUGCUCUCCCCCUCUUUUCCCCUCUCAGGAGUUAGACCUGGCCGUGCCCUCCAUUCAGCACCACCUCCAGAGGGUUCAGCGCGUCUGGCAGCAGGCCAGGGCCGCUCUCCUGCGCACUAGGGAGAGCAACUGCCGGAUUGCUAACCGCCGCAGAGUGAAGGGUCCGACCUACCAGCCGGGACAGAAAGUAUGGCUUUCCUCCCGUGAUAUACCUCUUCAAGCCACCUCCCGCAAACUGGCCCCCCGGUUCAUCGGUCCCUACACGGUCGAGAAGAUUAUUAACCCCACCUGCGUGCGCCUUAAGCUUCCGGCAGCCCUCAAGGUACACCCUGCUUUCCAUGUCUCUCAACUCAAGCCCUUUCAGGAAAGCCCGUUGUGCCCACCGUCCACUUCCCCACCACCCGCCCGGGUCAUCGACCGUUCUCCUGCUUUUACGGCCAGUAGGGUGCUGGAUGUUCGCCGCCGGGGCCGUGGGUAUCAGUUCUUGGUGGACUGGGAGGGUUACGGUCCGGAGGAGCGCUCAUGGAUCUCCCGCUCCCUUAUUCUGGACCGUACCCUCAUCGAUGACUUUUAUCGGGCUCAUCCGGAUCGCCGCCCUGGACCGCCUGGAGGCGGUCGUUGAGGGGGGGGCACUAUCACGGGUCCGCCGUCAGCUGCCUCCCUCCUCCCUAAUCCUCAUUGUAACCAGCUGCACCUAAUCACCAACAGACCUUCUUAAGGAGAUCCAUCCCAGCAUACUACGCCAGUCCGUUACACUCUCUCCAGUGCCUACGCCUGGUCUCUAGUUAAGUCUAGUUUUGCCAAGUUAAGUCACGUACUUACCUUGCCUUGUUCUACGCCUUCAGGUCCACUCCUCCACGGGUGCCGCUGGUUCUUCCUCGUCACAGGCUGUCUACGCCGCUCUCGGCUCCACCACUCGCUCCAAGCUGUGCUCGCCGUCCUCGGCGCUCCACCUCGUCACAGACUCUCUACGCCUUCCCUGACGUUCCUCCUCGUCCACGACUCGCAUCCCCUCUCAGAUUAAACCUUCUGACUCUG
Oryzias latipes (Japanese medaka) is the source of this 1573-nucleotide messenger RNA. The record is from RefSeq and is a predicted model, not a curated record. NCBI's taxonomy places the organism in Eukaryota, Metazoa, Chordata, Actinopteri, Beloniformes, Adrianichthyidae.